UUAUUCAGAUUUUAGAUCGGUGAAUUUCAGCUCAAAUUCAGAAGCCCAGCUCCUCACUCCAGAGAGCCCUAGCCGCCUCCACGCCGCCGCCUCCUCCAGCAAUUGCCGACUUCAAUCGCCACCGAUUAAGCAGCAGAUCAAUCCGAAAAAAGAAAGUAUGGUUAGGGCAUAUUCUCAAGAACACACAUACAAGCACCCCUGGGAAAGAGUAACCGCUGCAUCUUGGCGCAAAUUCUCCGAUCCAGAGAACAAACGAACUCUAUCCCACAUACUCGAAGUCGAUACUUUAAGCCACAAGCUGGAACCUGACUCAGGCAAACUACACACAACUCGCGCACUUACCAUCCACGCCCCUGGGCCAUGGUUUGUUCGUAAAAUCAUCGGCCAAGAUAUGUGCCACUGUGUCGAAUCAACGGUGGUUGAUGCACAGUCAAGGUCUAUGCAACUAACCACUCGUAAUAUUAGUCUCCAAAAGUUCAUUGAAGUGGAGGAGAAGAUUAGGUAUGAUCCUCACCCGGAUAAUCCAAACGGGUGGACUGUGUGUAGGCAGGAGACUAGCAUAAGUAUAAAGCCGUUUUCGAAGCUGGCUUCAAUGGCGGGGAAGAUCGAGCAGAAAUGCGUUGAGAAGUUUCAGCAUAAUAGUGUUAAGGGGAGAGAGGUUAUGGAGAGGAUCUGCAAGUAUCUUGAAGCUGAAUCUUCCGGUGGAAUUUCUGUCUGAUUUUUCGGUUUCUUAGUUUUUAACCUUUUUACAUCUUGUUGUUCUAAUCAUAAAAGAUGAGGAAUGCUAAUGCUGUCAUACUUAUAUGCAUGUCGUGUUUUCGAGGGUU
This is a messenger RNA of Erythranthe guttata (spotted monkey flower), 827 nucleotides long. RefSeq lists its product as uncharacterized. The record is from RefSeq and is a predicted model, not a curated record. Gene Ontology annotation, cellular component: mitochondrial intermembrane space. NCBI's taxonomy places the organism in Eukaryota, Viridiplantae, Streptophyta, Magnoliopsida, Lamiales, Phrymaceae.